GCCACCCGCCCCACUGACACACAGUGCGGCGAAUACGAAAGGCUGGCCAGCGAUCCCAAACCAGGCGACCGUUGGUCCCUUGAUUCUGAAUCACUUCCUUUUCUAGCAUCUAUCCAAAUUUGUGUAAGAAACUCCCAAUGCAAGUUCCGUGACUUUCUUUUUGGGCGCAGUCUUACCAAUAAAACAGCCUUCGAACGAAACCCGAAACUGACAACCGGAAGAUAUAGCCGGAGCUGGGUGCCGGUGGCUGGUGUAUGAUGGGAUUUUGCAUAUGCCCGUUGGAGACUCCGGCCAGACUGCUCUGGACCACAAGCUUCUUCCGCCAUAAGCUAAUGAUCUUUUAGGUGAUUAGUUUAGAACCAAACCAACUGAUAUAUAGAUUAUAUACAACUAAGACAAAGCAAGCCUCUAGUAAUUCUGUCUCCACCUGUCGCGGUUGUCGACGACGGUUUCAGCUGAGAUAUCUCACCCUCGGGAGAACACUACAGAAUAAAAAUCAGAACUAUGGAGUCCGGCGAUCUUUUCUUCGAGUCUUCCGCUCGCCGCGGGACCAUGCUGUUCCUCCGAAAUGGUGACAUCAGAUUUGGAGGAAGUUCGAUGAUGAGCGCGGAUGAAACUUCAAAGAAACGGCCUUUCUUCAGCUCACCGGAGGAACUGCUCGACGAGGAAUAUUAUGAUGAGCAACUGCCAGAGAAGAAGCGUCGUCUCACCCCCGAGCAGGUUCAUCUGUUGGAGAAAAGUUUUGAGGCAGAGAACAAGCUGGAGCCAGUAAGGAAGACCCAGUUGGCCAAUAAGCUGGGAUUGCAGCCAAGGCAGGUUGCCGUGUGGUUUCAGAACCGCAGGGCUCGAUGGAAGACCAAGCAAAUUGAAAGGGAUUUUGAUACUCUCAAGUCUUCCUACGACUCACUCCUUUUAAAAUAUGAAUUCACUGUGAAGGAGAAUGAAAAGCUUAAAUCCGAGGUGCUAUCACUGAGUGAGAAGCUUCAAGGAAAGGAUGAGCCUAGAGCACCGAUACUUGAUCAAAGGAUUGACCCUCUUCCAGUGGAUGCAACCCAAUUUUCAGCCCCGCCAUUCAGCAAGAGGGUGGAGGAUCGUCUGAGCACGGGGAGUGGUGGAAGCUCAGUUGUGGACAUCGAUAGCUCACAGCUUGUUGUGGAUAGUGUUGAUUCAUACUUUCAGGCUGCCAGUUAUACUGAAUACAUCGGCUGUGUUAACGGGGUUCAGUCGGAGGAUGAUGAUGGGAGUGACGAUGGACGGAGCUACUUCUCCGAUGUGCUUGUGGCCGCGGAAUCACAUGGGCAAAACCACGAGGUAGGGGAAUGGGGUUGGUGGAUGUGGUCUUAAAAACGACCUUACUGGAGAGAAUUAACACGUGGCGUCUAUUCACCCAAAUAAAACAAAAUAAGAAGGAAAAAGAAAAGAAACUUCAAUUUGCCGUAGUUGUAUGUUCCUUUAAGUUGCUUGAUCGAGAGGAUUAGUGUGUUAGUGGGAAAAAUAGCAGAACUUCCGGUUCAGGUGGAGUAGGUCCCUGCAUCUGGGAGACAAUGGGUCGAAGCAGGGUUUAAUAAACAAUGCUCAGUAAUGUGGUCAGUGGCGUCAUAUAUAUUGUACCUAUCUAAUCUAUAUAAGCACAAUAAAGAUAUUCAUGUGCCUACACCUAGUUUGAGUAUAAUUUCCAUGAAGUUCGGCGCAGGAACCGUCAUAA
Neltuma alba is the source of this 1705-nucleotide messenger RNA. Its product is annotated as homeobox-leucine zipper protein HAT5. The record is from RefSeq and is a predicted model, not a curated record. Gene Ontology annotation, cellular component: nucleus. The coding region runs from base 505 to 1344 and encodes 279 amino acids. The transcript is spliced from 4 exons. Lineage: Eukaryota; Viridiplantae; Streptophyta; Magnoliopsida; Fabales; Fabaceae. Gene Ontology annotation, biological process: positive regulation of DNA-templated transcription. Gene Ontology annotation, molecular function: sequence-specific DNA binding; DNA-binding transcription factor activity, RNA polymerase II-specific.